AUGAACCAGCGGUUUAUGGAAGCAGCACGCGAGGGCAAGAGGCAACGAGUGCUCUGUAACGUGCAAGAGAUGCCCCAGGAGCCGGUGCAAGGCAGUCUGAGUUCUGGGACUUACAAGUUGGUGAGUGGCCACGAUUACGUACAAACACCUCACCCUCCUCAGCCUCAGCGCCGUGCCCUCAAGCCUGGGAGGGUUGAAGGGCAAGCUAUGGACAGGCAUGUGCGCUAUGUGGUGGAUGGCUACCGCUGGACGGUUGACCGCAACCGCAUAACGUGCUCAUCGCCAUAG
Molecule: messenger RNA, 288 nt
Organism: Colletotrichum abscissum
Lineage: Eukaryota; Fungi; Ascomycota; Sordariomycetes; Glomerellales; Glomerellaceae
Exons: 3
Coding region: 1-288 (95 amino acids)
Source: RefSeq, a predicted model, not a curated record